Molecule: messenger RNA, 5483 nt
Organism: Triticum aestivum (bread wheat)
Lineage: Eukaryota; Viridiplantae; Streptophyta; Magnoliopsida; Poales; Poaceae
Exons: 2
Coding region: 2126-3052 (308 amino acids)
Source: RefSeq, a predicted model, not a curated record
AAAUCCCUAGCGGCAGCUAAUCCCCAUUGCGCCUGGCACAUCUCUCUUCUCCCCCAUCCUCCUUCUCCACCUCCGGACGCCGCCAGGGCUAGGCCGCCGUGGUGGUGCGCCUCCCAUCCACCUGCACCACUCCACUCCGCCGCCUCAGCCAUCCAUCCACCGUGCGCCUCCCAGCCACCAGCACCUCCCACCACAUCACCCAUCUCCAUCCACCAGCGCCACUCACCAGCAUCACAACGCUUCCCCGCACCUCGCACCCCUGUGCUGCUGCUCUUCUUCUCCAACUGCCACUGCUCCUCCCCUUGUCCCUUCUGCUGAUGCUCUUCCCUGCUGUCCUUCUUCCCUUGCCUUGCUCCUUCUCCAUCUCUUGCUGCUACUUCUUCUUCUCUGAACCUCAUUUCUUCUCCUUGCAUCCCCUUGUUGCAGCGCCUCUUUCUUUGCUGCUGCUUCUCUUCUCACGCCCCCUGCUACUUUUCUUCUCCAAGCACCGCUGCUUCUUCUCCAUCACGAAACUGUUGCCCCUCUCUUGCUGCGCCCCUGCUGCUUCUUCUCACGCUGCUGCUGCUCUCUAUCCCCAUGUCCCUGCUGCUGUUCUUCUCUGAAACCUCAAAACUGCUGCUUCUUCUCCCUCUCUCUAUUCUCUAAUUUUCUGUAAUCUUGAGUAGUGUAAUGUUCAGUACUUUGAAAUGUUCAGAAUUGAGAUGUGUAGCACUUGUAAGGUUCAGAUUUUGAAAAGUGUUUGCAAUAAACUAGUUUGUUCAGUUCGUACUUGUUAAAUAUCAUGUCAUAAAUUCUAUGUUCUGAAUAGUGGAUUUCUUGUUGCUUUGGGAACUAACUCAUAUGUAAUAUUUUGUUACUUUGGUAAUUAGUGUUCUGUCAGCAUAUAUGUGUGUUCACCCUGUGUAUUUCUUCUCGCUGUCUAGUUAAAUUCUAUCAGUAUUAGUUGUUAAAUACUGUUGUGUUGAUCUGUGGGUACUAAUCUUGUGGCUUGUAAGAUUUCAUUUCUGUUGUCACUUGUGUAACCUGAACCGUGGUGUCGUAUCCUGUUCGCAUAUGUGUGGUUUUGUGUGGUCUGUAGUCCCUGUAUCAGCUAUGUACCUAUGAUAUAUGAAUGUGCGUGUGUGUGUUUGAUUUGAAACAAUUAUAUUCUGUCAUAUACUGUCGCUUCUUCCUACUGUUAUAUGUUUGAUACUAAUGUGUCCUCGUCUUGUAGCUUUACUUGAUAUUGACUCCUGUUUGUGUUAGUAUUUUAAUUCCUCAAAUAAAACAAAAUACCAAAAAGAUAGUGAGUAAUAUCUUAACCUCCCUUUGCUAUUUUGCAUUUUCUUGGUGGCCUAUCUUUGGGUACAAUCAUUGUUAGUUUAGAUUCUUAUUUUCUGCAUUUAUCUCUUAAAAUUGUGCUACCUAGCUUUAGCCAAGCAUAGUCGUCGUCGCCUAGUCCCUGUGGAGAACACGACAUCCGUAGUUUGGGGCGUAAAAACCCCGCUAUACUUUCAAAUGAUCAUUUUGGCGCCGUUGCCGGGGACUAGCGUCGAGCGAUUGUGCUAGGCUAUAGACUAGGUUUUUCUUGUUUUCAUCUUGUGCCAUAUAUUUGUGAUAUAUCUCUAGCCACUAACCCCUGUUCUAGUUAUUAUCUUUUUGUCUUCUUUUCCUUUUUGCAGGUUGGAUUAUCCUCUCGCAAAUGGCAUUCUAUUCAGAUCAUCAUGCUUAUGCGAGCAACACUACAAACAACACGGAAAGUAUACAAGAACUGAUAAGUAAGAUUUCCCAUCGAUUAGAUGAUUUAGCUCGACAGCGAGAGGUAGUUUUUGAGGAUAGGCCUAGCUCUUAUGAUCCUUAUUCUAGAGGUCAUCCUUAUGUUGCUCCUACAUGCCAUAUUUGUGGUUACUCUCACCCUCCCGAUUGUUAUGGCACGAGCUUCGCCCCACAGCCUAGCUCAUACCAAAAAAAUUACACACAUGGGUGGCCUGAAAACCAGAAUAUGUCAUAUAGGAGCAAUAACCCUGAGAUCUCAUCAUUUUCCUCUAGUUAUCCGAUGCAGGGAUUUAGGUAUGAAGAGGAGAGCCACAACUAAGCUCCACAACAGAUUUAUUCAGCUCCUACUCAUAUACCUCAACACCAGGACAUGUUGCCAAUGGAGUUAAAUGGUCCUCCAUUUGGUCAACCAACAUCUUCAACACAAGUGCCCACACAAGAUGACUUUGAUGAUAUAUACAAGCUCACAUUGCUUGGUCUAGAGUUCACUUGGAGUGCCGAAGAUGAUCCAAUUAGGCCGGUGAUACUAGAGGAAAUGAAGAAGAUUAAGAGUGGAAAGGAUCUAGUGGAAGAAGUAAAGAAGAUUGAGAAGAACAUCAACACUGCUGAGCAAGAUAGCAAGUGCCUUGAGCAUGAGAUACCUCAGAUUGAAGAAGAUGAACUAGAAGACAAGGAACAAGAUGAUGAAGAGCUGCAAUUCCCAAGUGAUCAAGUUGAAGACUCGUCAUCUACUACUCCUGAAGAAGUACAAGAAGCUGCUGUAGAUGAAGAUGAAGAACCUGAGAUUCAUUGGCCUAUUGUCAUACAUGAGCGUGAUGUGUCAGGUUUACCCAAUCCUCUUGAUGACAUGCUCCCUUGUGAUUUCUUUGCUUCUAACUUGCAUUGCAUGAUGCCAUUACUUAAGGUAGAUUUGAAAAACUAUUUGCUUGGAUAUGAUCAUAUAUACCCUGUUAGUGGCAUUACUCUCAUUUGUGAUGAUCACAAUUACUUUCCUCGUGCUAGUUCUAUGCUUAAUGAAACAUAUCAUUCCCAUGUUAGUCUUGAGCUUAAUGAUAAAUAUCAUCCUCAUGUUAGCAUUGAGCUUACUGAUUUGUACCAUCCUAAACAUGUGCUUUAUAGCUAUGCUUAUGUAAUUGGGUACUCUAUAGAUGAUUUAGAGGGCAUUACCCUUGUCACUUGUAUUGUUUCCUUGGUUGAGUGCUCUUUCAGGUUGUUGCUUGUGCACGAUCCACUACAUGCUGACCAAGUUCGAGAUGACAUUCCCUGGGACCCAGGUGGACCCAUGGCAUGGGGAUGAGGAGAAGCAAGGAGCACACAUGAAGAGAGAAGCUGGAGCAGGCAUGAGGAUAGAGAAGCAAAAGGAGAGGAGUUGCAGUUGGUGAGGUGAUCGAGCGAGUGCUACAUCAUCAAAGCCCGGUGAGCUAUUUCAUGACCCAUUCCGAGUAUAUCAUCCAUUGAUACAAGCUGAAAUCAUUUGAUAUUUGGGUUGCUUGAGUCAUUUCUUAAAUACUGUCCCGCUGAAUUUUAUUUGACAUAUGGUGCUUGAUGAGAAUAUGCGAACUGAUUGUUGAAUGCCAUGUAAACUAGUGAUAUACAUGUUGCUUGCUUUGCUGAAAUUAGUUUUGAGUGCUCAAAUCCCUAGUACACUAGAAAACUUAAUCAUUUUCUGCUUUUACCUCGAUACACCUAGAUCACAACAUUUAGAUGCUGAAUUUGUGCCAAGUGUCUUCCCAUUGAGAGCAAUCACCUAACCACUAUGGAUUAGCAUGCUAUGUUCCCUGGAUCGGUAGCAUGUGAACCAGACAUGGAGAAGUGAUGAUUCCUGUUUUUGUUCUUAUGCAUUGUUCAUUUAAGAUAAGUAAUAAUGAAUAAAUAAGUCUGACUACCUACAGUAGCAUGUCAUGUUCCCGGGAUCGGUGGCAUGUGAAAUCGGGUUAGCUUGGGCAGUAAUUAAUAAUAAUAAAAAUGUAAUUGUCGAACCAGGUGUAUACCAUGUUCUCGGGAUCGGUGGUAUGUUCCUUUGGGGAGACAAACACACUAAAAAAACUAAUAAUUGGUCGAGCCAGGUGUAUACCAUGUUCUCGGGAUCGGUGGUAUGUUCCUUUGGUGAGACUGAUAAAAUAUUAUCAUUACUUCCUUCAAAUUUAAUAAGUGGUUCAACCACAAAAUCAUAUUUCUGCAAAUAAGAGAUUUAAUUCCAGUUCUUUUUGUUCUCGGGAUCAUGCUCUCUUUAGGAACCAUUUGGCACAGUCAUCAUUUAAACUUGUUGAUCCUCUUUUAUCACUGUAAAAGUUUAAAAUGGUCAUGCUUACUAGUAUCCUACCGCUUUGAAGCACUCCUAACCAUUAAUUUUCACUAGCUAAGUCCAAAGCAUGCACUGUUUAGAGAUCUACUUCACUUGGUAUUCUCUAGUCAGCUCACUGUUCACAUUCUUGCUCUUGUCAUAUGCCUUUGCUUGAGGACAAGCAAAAGUUUAAGUGUGGGGGAACUUGAUAAGCACAUUUAAUAUAUGCAAUUUUGGCAUAGAAAUAUAUUAUUUAUUGAGAUAUGACCAUCAAUUCUUGCUGUGAAAUAUUGAAUAUUUGCAUGAAAAUCAUAUAAAGUAUCAUUUACUAGUCAUUGUGUUUCUUUUGCAGAAAAGUGCGCAAAGGCACUAUAAACUUCAAGAUCUGGACUAGUGGCUAAGAGAACCAGUCAAGUGAAAAGGAAGAAGAAAGACAGAGGGACUUGUGUGUGAAGAAAUGAUGCUCCAUGGGACAAGUUAAAGAAGAAAGGGACCUUCUUAUGAAGAAAGAAGAAAAGGAGAAGGGCCAAAAAUGCAAAGUGGCAGAUCAGAGGAGGGGUCAAAAUCCCUAGCGGCAGCUAAUCCCCAUUGCGCCUGGCACAUCUCUCUUCUCCCCCAUCCUCCUUCUCCACCUCCGGCCGCCGCCACGGCCAGGCCGCCGUGGUGGUGCGCCUCCCAUCCACCUGCACCACUCCACUCCGCCACCUCAGCCAUCCAUCCACCGUGCGCCUCCCAGCCACCAGCACCUCCCACCACAUCACCCAUCUCCAUCCACCAGCACCACUCACCAGCAUCACAGCGCUUCCCCGCACCUCGCGCCCCUGUGAUGCUGCUCUUCUUCUCCAACUGCCGCUGCUCCUCCCCUUGUCCCUUCUGCUGAUGCUCUUCCCUGCUGUCCUUCUUCCCUUGCCUUGCUCCUUCUCCAUCUCUUGCUGCUACUUCUUCUUCUCUGAACCUCAUUUCUUCUCCUUGCAUCCCCUUGUUGCUGCGCCUCUUUCUUUGCUACUGCUUCUCUUCUCACGCCCCCUGCUACUUUUCUUCUCCAAGCCCCGCUGCUUCUUCUCCAUCACGAAACUGCUGCCCCUCUCUUGCUGCGCCCCUGCCGCUUCUUCUCACGCUGCUGCUGCUCUCUAUCCCCACGUCCCUGCUGCUGCUCUUCUCUGAAACCUCAAAACUGCUGCUUCUUCUCCCUCUCUCUAUUCUCUAAUUUUCGGUAAUCUUGAGUAGUGUAAUGUUCAGUACUUUGAAAUGUUCAGAAUUGAGAUGUGUAGCUCUUGUAAGGUUCAGAUUUUGAUAAGUGUUUGCAAUAAACUAGUUUGUUCAGUUCGUACUUGUUAAAUAUCAUGUCAUAAAUUCUAUGUUUUUAAUAGUGGAUUUCUUGUUGCUUUGGGAACUAACUCAUAUGUAAUAUUUUGUUACUUUGGUAAUUAGUGCUCUGUCAGCA